This is a messenger RNA of Vitrella brassicaformis, 5967 nucleotides long. Lineage: Eukaryota; Vitrellaceae. The record is from the annotation of a GenBank genome assembly.
CUGACAUCUCCCGGCAUCAGGGCAUUAGGAUGGGUCAGAGUCAGUCGGAUAUUGGCGAGAUCGUGGGCUUCGAGACGCUGCAGAAGCUCACGGAGCCCGCACAAAUGCCUAUCGAUGACCACGUGUGGCUGGAGCUCCUCAAAGGUGCGCUGCGCACACAGACAGACACACAGACAGAUACACGACGCCUGAGAGCCAUGGCGCACACCAGACGCAGGCAGACACACUGUUUGUUGUGUGUGUGUGUCUGUGUGUUUGUGCUUGUUUUGUGUCACUCAGUGCGUGUGCCGCCCCUGCAGCCCGUGGAUCUGGACAACAUGAUCCGGCACGCCAUGUUCCUCAAAUUCAGUACGUAAACAGCAAGACAAACAAAAGAAACACGGAGCGAGCAGGGCAGGGCCUGCAGUCUGGGACCAUGCGUGUGUGUGUGUGUGUCUGUGGUCCGUUCAUUCAGUCACGACGAAUGAGGUGUCGGGGAACUUCCGGAACUUCCUGCGCUUCCUGACACGACUGCUCACUGGUGGGAGGGGAGGGGGAGAGGACGCAGCCACAGAAUCCCAUCCACAGACAGAUCUAUGGGCAAACGGAACGGACCCUUUCCCUCUCUUGUCCCUCCCUGCUUCAUUCAGCCUUCCGCAACAGCAACCCCGACGCCCUGCCCUGCUCCCCCACCUCCCUGGCCUCGCUGGCCCUCAUCGCUCGUGUGCUCCUCAAGCAGUUUGUCGAGGCCUACACCGCACCAGAGCUGCUCUACCACCUCGAGCACGUCCCCCAACACACUCAUAUGCACACACACGCACAACCACCACCAGCAACAUCGACAUCAACAUCAUCAGCAGCCCAUUCGACCACACACAAGUACGAUCCGCAGGGCGGCGUCUUCACGUCAGACGAGGAGCGGGAGAUGGGGGUGGGGGGGCGGCGGUGCGAGGUGGUGCCUGAUGGGUGCAUCAAGGUCACCUACAGGGGCAAACACGCGGUCGUCAUCAGUGUGGAGAGGCCGGAGGGGCAGCGGCAGGAGGAGCAGACGACAGAACACAUGGCGGAAUACAUCAAGUGAGAAAGAUCUCUAGCCACACAGCACAGCAUGGGUGUGGUGUGGUGUGUGGUGUGGUGUGUGUGUCAGAGGUCAGGUGGUCGAGUGGUUCGUCAAUGACUUCCCAGAGGACGCCGACAUCCUCACAAACAGGUAGGUCACGACAGACACCUGCACACUGGCAAGGCAACGCCCUUCUCUCUCCCACGACGUAAUCUCUCACCACCUCGUCCUUUACAUUACAGGGGUUUCGUGUUCCGCGAGCCGACUGCGGGCAUCCUGACGGGCUACGACCUCGCCAUCCGCAUGGGCACCGCUACCGUCACACCCGCUGCCGCCAGCAGCAGUGACACCCAGGGGCCCACCACCAGCAGCAGCAGCAGCAGUGAGGAGGGGCCGGCCGAGCUGGGCAGGACCGUCGCAGUCAUACCCAAUGGCGUUCCGCGCAACAACUCCAUCCUCGUCAACCUUUUCUUAGAGGUGGGUGGCUGGCUGGAUGGGUCGGUGGCUGAGCUGACUUGACAACUCCUCUGUAUGUUGGGGUGUGUGUGUGUCUGUGUCAGAUCUGCGAGUUCUGCGUGACCACCCAAGUCGACUUCUACGGCCACGCUGAGGUCUUGCGCGUGCAGACGAUCCUGCUGGAGGUCCUGCUGACGCUCUUCGCCGUCAUCUGCCCUGACUUCGAGCAUACGGCCAGGGAGGCCAUGAUGCAAGACGAUUCCCAACGCGACAAGGCCAAGGCCUGCACCAGCGACGCAUCGACGUCCGCCAGCACCUGCACCACCGUCAGUGACGGCAGCAGUGAUGGAGGGGGCGGGGCGGGUGGUGGUGUCGUCAACACGGAGAAGGAGAGAGAGAGGGAGAAGGGUGGAGGAGCUGCUGAGGGUGCGGCGGCGAGGGAGGAGGAUGUGGGCAGCCCGUUACCGCCGAUAUCGUCUAAGGCGGCCCACAGCGCCCCCCUCUACUACAUCUACCUGCAGUCACAACAGCCACACCCUCAAGUCAGUCAGAGCGACCAGACCAGAGCGCCCAGCAAACCCCCUCCAUCCAGUGCCAUCCCGUGUGUGUGUGUUGGCUGUUGCUUGGUUUGAACAGAUCAUGUGCCCCAUGACGACGGCGUACCCCCUUGAGCCCUACCUGCUGUUCCUUGAUGCCUUCCUGGAGGCGCUGGGUGCCGGUGUGCAGCCGUCCAAGAGCCCCCUCCAUCGCAGCAGCGUGGCCAUGAACCACCAUGCUGCUGAGGGCGGCAUGAACGACGCCCCAGGGCCGCCACAGGUGGUCCGCAGGGAGGGGCCCAGGGUGCUGGGACCGUCACUCUCCGCUGGUGAGUCGAGAGAACACACCUCAACAAACACAACAGACAGAGACCUGAGAUGGGAUGAUUGGGCGAUGUCACUGCCUGCCGCAGAGUUCCUGACGUAUUUGCUCAACACGCUGACGCUCAAGGGGCCCCCCAACGAGUCGUCGAGUAACCCCGCCCUCAUCCCCAAGGCCCUCUUCUACCGCAGCCUCUCCAUACUCAUGCUCACCAACUUCUACAAGGCCUACCACCACACACACAGCCAACCCAAUGCCACGGUGCAGCCCCCCACCAGCACCCAGCCCCCCCAGCUACGCGGCAACCCCUGUGUGGAGGCGUUUGCGGCCGUCUGCGACCCGCGCUAUGUGCUGGAGGAGCCGCAGGGAGGGGAGGGUGGCGAGAUGCCGCCAGUGAGGUGUCUGCCGCUGGACUUCCCCGGCCUCUUGGCGGUGGUGUGCAGCGAUCGGCUGCAAGAGCACCUGUUUGCGGUGCUGCUCUACGCCCUGGUGUACCGGAAUCGCACUUUUCGGCUGUUCCUUCUCUCCCAGACAGAGCCAGAGAGGUGAGUGAGGUCAGUGAGGUGUGCGACAGCGCUUCCCUUCCUGUGUGUGUGUGUGUGUGUGCCCGCACAGGACGCUUCUGCCGAUUCUCGACAUUCUCUACCGACUCCCCUCUCUGUGUGGCGGCAGCUACCCUGCAUUGGGUGCUAAGGCAACCGGCCGUGCGGACGAGGUAGCUGAGGAGGAGGGCAAGCCGGUGCACCCGUCGUGCUACCCCGCGCCGCCCGCCGCCACGGUGCUACUGCUGGUGCUCCUCAUACUCAGCAAGGACAAACACCUCUGCGAAGCCAUGCACAAAACGGUCAGUCAGUCAGUCAGUCGGGUCGGCGGUAGAGGCUGGGUUGGCCACACCUUCAUUGGUGUGUUGGUGUGCUUGUUUCUAUCAAUCAGAGUGUCGAGUGGCAGCGUUGGUUUGACCACAAUGGGUUGAAGGCCCUCACCCUCGGCAGCCUCGUCGUCGUCACAGUCCUGCGACUGGCGCACUGGUGGGUGGGAACAAACUAAGCAAUCUAUCAAGCGGGCGACGUGCCUUUAUGUGAAUCCAUCCUUUGUGUCAGGAACUUCGGGCACAGCCGCGACUCGUUUCUGCACGACAUCAUCGCAGCCAUCGUCACCAACCUCGCACCCACACUCGAACACCUCAACUGGUAUCUAUCUCGGCAGGCACAAACAAACCGGCAGGCAGGCCACACAAGCCAAGCAAUGGACACGCAAUGCUCUUCUCACUGUGUGCUCCCUCCCUCCCCUCAUUCAGGUAUGCCUCUGACCGUCUGCUGGACUUCGUGUCUCUGCUGGCCCGCAGCUACACCAGGCAGGUGUCACAGGCGCUGAGGGAGGUGCGCAGCAUGGCCAAGGAGCACCAGAACCAGCAGCAGCAGCAGGCGGCCGCGUCUGGUGGUGGUGGUGGUGGCGAGGAGGGCGGCGCAGCGCCAGUCAGCCCCCAGACGCCCAGCAUCGGCAGCAACACAUCCAUCACCAACGCUGCCAAGCCAGUACAACGAAGCAAAUCAUCGCAGAUAUCGCAACCCGACCCCAAGGCACGUCCAAACGCACACGCCCAACACGCCACAACACCCACUCACUUUUCUGUCCUCUCCUUCCACCCCACCCCACCAGGCCGUGAGUGUGCUGCUACGGGGCGGUCUGAGUCUCCUGUGCGGCGCCCUGGUGCCCCCCCGCAUCGCCCGCAACGUCCACCUGCUCUACGCAGUGGUGCGGGCAUACCCGUCCUCGCUCCAGUCGCUCGAGAGGAAGCUGUCCGAUCUCCAGGACGCGCUUGCCGAUGUGUCCCGGCUGUUUGCCGACCCGCAGGAGGACGGCGGCCGGCUGGCCAAGGAGUAUGGGCGGCUGAGCGAGGUGCUCGCCGGGGCUGACUUGGAGGCCUGGCGGGAUAGGAGCGCACUGCUGUCGCAGCUAGAGUACCUGAGAGAGGUGAGUGAGAGGGAGAGAGAUGUGUGUGGUGUAGGGGAGAGGGAGAGGGAGAGGGAGCGGUGUGUGACGAUGUGGGUGUGGUGUGGUGUGUGCAGUUGGUGGAGUACUGCCACCGUCAGUGUCUGUGGGAGAGUCAGGAAGACAACGAAGACGAAGACCUCUCCGUAAGGCCUAGGCGACACCCACACAUGUCUUGGAGCAUCGCAUACACACAUCGAUGGACGGAUGGAUGGAUGGAUGGCUGCCUGCAGGUGGAGAGCAACCUGCGUCAGUUGGAAGAGGUGGCCCUCAAGGUGCCGUCGAAGCGCCCCACCGCUCCAUCCACACCCCUUCUCAACAACAAGACACCCACCAUACACCACUCCCCUCAGUCGCACACUCCCCCCCAGACAAACACCACUGACGCCCCAGCGGCCCCCCCACCGAACCCCCCACAGAUCGCCAGCCUGCCGCCGGCCCCAGCCACGGCGGCCACCUCGGCUGCUGUCGCCCUUGAGUCCGGGCUCAUGUAUCCCGGCGUCAUUGGUGUGAGCGGCUUCAGUGGCCAGGAGGGCGACAAAGGGAGGGAGAGCAGCUCUGCUAGUGCUGCAGGGGUGGGGGGCGGUGGUGAUGAGAAGGAGUCGGAGAGGCUCGUGCUGCCGCCUGACCCGUCGCUUGUCGAGGUGAGCAGCGAGAGGGAGAGGGAGGGAGAGUAUUGGCGACCGUUCAGUGCAUCCAUCGAUUGUGUUGUGUUGUGUUGUGUGGUGUUGUGUGUCAUCCAUCAGAUAUGUAGUCCUGGUGUCGAGUACGGCUACCGUGAGACCCACGAGACGCCCAGCUAUUUUUUGCCGCUGAUAUGGAAGACCAUCUUCUACCUGCAGCCGGACCACCUCUGCUGGGAGAAGGAAGCACUCGUGUGAUCGAUCUAGUCAGACAGCAGCCAGCCAGCCUGUGCAUACCAGGGAGGGAGAGAAUUAGAGAGGAGGGCGGGGGAGGGAGGGGAGGGGGCGAUCGAGGGAGCGUGGUGCCCCUCUGCUCUGCUCGUACGUGGGGGUGGGGGGUGGGUGGGCGGCAUCUGACUGACUGCCUGCCUGCCUGUCUCGCUGUUUAGACGUUUGCGAACUUGGUGUGUGUCUGGAUAAUAAGAAUACCUGCCGUGCAUUUUCGCCCACCGCAUGGCACACACUUACUUUCUGCUGCGGCUUCUCUCCCUCUGCCUGUCUGUCUGUCUGUCUGUCGGUGGAUUGCCUCCCGAGCUGUUGACAGGGUCUCUGUCUGUCCUUCCUGUCUUGACGGGUCCAUACGCUAGGGUGGAGUGUGGGGCCAGCUAGCCAUCUGCCCCACCGAUGUCACCCCGCCCAGCCAUGUGGGCGCUCAGAGACAGGGAGGGACAGACAGGACACCACCCCCCAUCCAUGCAGCCUACCGAGAGAGGGAGGGCAAGUCUGUGUGUGUGUGUGUGAUUGAGUGAUGUGGAUGCUGCUGUGCGUGCGCCUGCUUUAUUUCAUGUGCUUAGGCAGGCGUCUGGCGGGGAGAGCGCACCACACCUCAUUCCGCCAACACGGAAAGACGGUGUGGUGCGGCUUUUCUUCCAGACCUCUGCCAAAUCACACGAAAAGGCCGCAGUUGCACAGCGAUUGACGUCCAGACGGACGUUUGAC